GAAGGAAAUUAUUGAAAGUAAUAAUUGAUUGAGGGAAAUUGAUUGGAGGAGUAGAGAGAGAAAGAGAAAGAAAGGGGGAAAAAAGGGGUGGAGAAGAAAGAAAGAGAGAGUAUAAAUAUUAAAGGCGGACAGAGGGAGAUGAGAAGGAGGAUAGGAAUACAGAAGAACGGGGUUCAUGUGUAUGAAUUAUCGAUAGCGUCGUGUGUAUAGGCAAAGCAGAAUGUUCAAGAGCAGGAUCUUCCAGGGCGAUCUCAGCCCUGUCCCAAUUCCGGGCAACUUGCAACAGUCCAGCCAGCAAGGUCAGCAAGGCGAACAGGAGUUGGCAACGAAGAUGUUGCAGAUCCAGAGUAAAAGAUUCUAUCUUGAUGUAAAACAGAACAGACGUGGGAGGUUUAUCAAAGUAGCCGAGAUCGGCGCCGAUGGAAGGAGAAGCCAAAUCUACCUGGCACUCAGCACAGCAUCCGAGUUUCGGAAUUACCUUUCGACGUUUAGUGAUUUUUAUGCAUCUUUAGGUCCACCAAACUCGGAAAAUGUGCCAGAUGAUGGGAAACUAAAAUCAGAAGUGAUGACAAAGGAUAACAGGCGGUAUUACUUGGACCUCAAGGAAAAUACUCGCGGCCGUUUCCUGCGGGUGAGUCACCCUGUGUCGCAGACGAUAACACGAGGAGGACCCAGGACGCAGAUCGCGAUACCAGCACAGGGUAUGAUCGAGUUCCGUGACGCGUUGACAGACCUCCUCGAAGAAUACGGUACGGACGAUGGUGGUUUCAAGGGUGACUUACCAGAGGGACGAUACAUGCGCGUGGAUAGCAAGAAUUUCUAUUUUGAUAUCGGCCAGAAUAACCGUGGUAUCUACAUGAGAAUUUCUGAGGUAAAAACACACUUUAGAACAGCAAUCACCGUACCAGAGAAAUCCUGGGAGCGUUUUCGUGAUAUAUUCGCAGAUUAUUGUGAAAGAAUGAGAGAAAGAGGCGCUGGGAGUAACGUCGGCAUGAACAGCGGUGGCGGAGGAAAUGUCUUGCCCGAGGGGAGGGGCUCGGUGGUGGCACAGGUAACACAGAAACCUGCUGGUGUAAAGACCAAAACGGAAAAGCGGCAGGCCGAUCAACGGCAACGCGAGUCUUUGAAACGACGCAAAUCCCUGCCACGCCAAGCAGAACCNNCCACCAUCAAUCCUGAAAAAUCCAUGUCCGCUCCUGCCUCUCAAGUCCCAACAACUACCGAUAUCCCGUUAUCUUCUGGUUCUGCUAUAACUACAUCAAGCACGAGCAAAAGUACGAUGUCCGAAGAGAAUGUUUCUAGCGGUUCUACAGCAUCACAGGAGAUUCAAGGGGUACCGCGCUUAGAAACUGUUCAAGUUUAAAUUUGCGAUGACGUUCUGCAUAAACGCGCAUGCGCAUUUUCAAUGCGUAUGCGCGAGCGAAGGGCGCGAAAGAAACCGAUAAGAGGUGGCGCGAUCCAAUUCAGAACGCACAGCUGGAGUGUAUCGUUUAAUUUGUUAUUUUGUGUUCCGUAUCGUGUAUCGUGUUUCACGCGUAAUUUCGUUUCCCUAUAAACACAGAUUCAUUCAAAUCUUACGGGAAUAGUUCGCUUGUUGAUUAUCGAAGCGUUUAGAUUAACUUCAAACGAACACGGGUUUCGAGUUAACAAAGCGAAUGGUGCAUACAUACAUGUUCUUUGAAAGACUUUUGCCGUUUCAAUGGUAUUUUCAUGAUAAAUUUUUUUUUAUUUUUUGUCAAUCAUCCGUAUGUAAAUUUUAUCAAAUGUUUAUUAUAAAAAAAAAA
This is a messenger RNA of Apis dorsata (giant honeybee), 1784 nucleotides long. It is a transcript of the gene Pur-alpha, whose product is annotated as transcriptional activator protein Pur-beta. Gene Ontology annotation, biological process: regulation of transcription by RNA polymerase II. NCBI's taxonomy places the organism in Eukaryota, Metazoa, Arthropoda, Insecta, Hymenoptera, Apidae. Gene Ontology annotation, molecular function: purine-rich negative regulatory element binding; RNA polymerase II transcription regulatory region sequence-specific DNA binding; DNA-binding transcription factor activity, RNA polymerase II-specific. Gene Ontology annotation, cellular component: nucleus. The coding region runs from base 221 to 1363 and encodes 380 amino acids. The record is from RefSeq and is a predicted model, not a curated record. The transcript has 8 exons.